Messenger RNA from Carya illinoinensis, 1656 nucleotides. RefSeq names its product probable mitochondrial saccharopine dehydrogenase-like oxidoreductase At5g39410. The record is from RefSeq and is a predicted model, not a curated record. The transcript is spliced from 2 exons. Bases 61 to 1419 code for a protein of 452 amino acids. NCBI's taxonomy places the organism in Eukaryota, Viridiplantae, Streptophyta, Magnoliopsida, Fagales, Juglandaceae. Gene Ontology annotation, cellular component: plasma membrane; mitochondrion; lipid droplet. Gene Ontology annotation, biological process: glycolipid biosynthetic process.
AAUUCUGAAACAUAUAUCAAAAAGUUUUUUUCUUUUUUUGGAAACUCCUGUCUCAGAGCAAUGGAAGAAAAUCAAGAACGAAAUCCUCUCCCCUACGAUCUGAUAAUUCUGGGAGCUUCAGGCUACACAGGCAAGUACGUAGUGAAAGAAGCCCUCAGAUUCCUCGAUCACCCACCACUGAAGACCCUAGCCCUAGCUGGGCGCAACCCCACUAAACUGACACAAACCCUUAGAUGGGCCUCACACCCCAACCCCCCACUCCGCAUUCCCGUCCUCACCUUCAACACCUCCGACGCCCAAUCCCUUCUUUCCCUUUGCCAACAAACCAAGCUUGUGCUCAAUUGCGUCGGACCGUUCCGCCUCUACGGCGAGCCCGUAGUGGCCGCCUGCGUUGAGACUGGGUGUGAUUAUUUGGACAUAUGUGGGGAGCCCGAGUUCAUGGAGCGGAUGGAGGCCAAGUACGGCGAGAAGGCGGCGGAGAAGGGUUCUUUGAUCAUUUCGGCAUGUGGGUUCGAUUCAGUUCCAGCUGAAUUGGGCUUGAUGUUCAACUCGAGGCAGUGGGUGGAGCCGGCAGUGCCGAAUCGGGUUGAGGCGUAUCUGAGCUUGGAGUCUGAGAAGAGGAUUGCGGGGAAUUUUGGGACGUAUGAGUCGGCAGUGCUGGGCGUGGCCAAUGCGGAGAGUUUGCAGGAGCUGAGGCGGUCGAGGCCGAGAAGAGCUAGACCGGUGAUUCCUGGUCCUACACCUCCUAAAGGACCUCUUAUAGAGUAUCAGAAAAAGAUUGGGGUUUGGGCCGUAAAGCUACCUUCAGCAGAUUCUAUUGUUGUUCGAAGAACACUGGCAUCUCUGACAGAAAACCCCGGUGGACUUCCAGGAGUUAAUGAGAGUGUUGAACAGAUUGAGAAGAGGGAGGCCUUCUGGUCAACUGUGAAGCCAGCUUAUUUUGGGGUGAAGAUAGGCUCCAAAUCUGUACUGGGAGUCUUGCGAUUCAUCACUGUUGGGGUGAUUAUGGGGCUUCUGGGUAAAACUGCUGUUGGAAGGUGGCUUCUCUUAAACUUUCCCGCAAUUUUCAGCCUUGGAUGGUUCAGGAAGAAGGGUCCCUCUGAUGAUGAGGUCAGAAGUGCUUCUUUUAAGAUGUGGUUUGUCGGGCAUGGUUUUAGCAACGGUAGUCUUGCUUCUCAGGGAAACAGGAAACCUGAUAUGGAAAUAAUAACAAGAGUAAUGGGACCCGAGAUUGGCUAUCUGACCACCCCAAUAAUCCUCCUUCAGUGUGCGCUUAUCCUUCUGAGCCAGCGAGAAAACCUACCAAGGGGAGGGGUAUUGACUCCAGGAAUUGUAUUUGGCCCAACCGAUCUCCAAGAAAGACUUCAAGAGAACGGAAUAUCUUUUGAUGUCAUUUCGAAGACUGCUCUUUCUCAGUGAGUCGUGUGAACGCAAGCCCAUAAUAUGCCAGAAAAUUGCGUUCAUUUUCCCCUUUUAUGUGGCUCUGCUCAUUUGUGCUCGUGUCGUGUAAGAGCUACAAUAUGGUUUGCAUCUUUGUAUAUAAUCUGAUAAUUUUUAUUUUAUUUUAUUGUUUUUAUCGGAUCUGGAUGCUGCAAUGAGGGUUUAUAUCUUUUGAAUCCAAUCUGGAUUUGGAAUGGAAUGAGUGCUUUGUAAGAA